UUGUCUAUGGUUACAAUUCAAAUGGAGGUGUUUACGUGAAAAUGUAAAUUUUUAAUAAAUUUAUUUUCUCUAAAAAAAUUAUUCAUAACACAUUAUUUCAAAGAAUUGGCAUCGUCUUAGUGAAAACCUUUUGUUCAAGUUAUUUCAUUAAAGAAAAUCGCGAAGGAUCUGUGUAAAAUAUUGACAAAUGACAAUAUUUUAGUGUGACACGAAAAUGUAAAGAUGAAUCUAUUGAUCUGAUGAAUCAUCGUGAAUUAUAAAGUUUUUGUAAUAAACGUUCAAGAAUUUGUGAAAGUUGUUUUGUGUAACACAAGAAACCACAGUAAUCACUAAGGUUUCCUGUGUUACACAACAUUUAAAAUUGUGUGCCAGUCAGUAUUCAUAACAUGAAUUUCUGAUACUGCUUCAUGGCUUGUAAAUAAUUAAUUUAUUCGGUUUAUGGAAGCCGUGCUCGGUUUUUGAACUCAUAUCAAAUGAAACUGUUCACGUUCAUCAUCCAAUCGUCAUAUUUGUAAAUUCAUUCAUGCUAUGAAUACUGUUUUAAUGAGUCUAUCAUCCUUUCGUUCUUAAUAGCUGCAUGUUUGUAAGACUAAACAUGUUUCUAUUAAGAAUCAAAAGAAAUCAUAUAUUCUAUUUACAUACCAGAAUUUGUUACUGUAAUGAUUGUGUAUUUUGACUAAUAAGCACAAUUUUUUCUAGCAAGCACAUAGAGAUUAUGACUUGAAGUCCAUUACAAAUAAUAAUCAUGGACGGAAGUAUUAAGUGACACAUUGAUCACUGGACGUAGUGACGGGACAAUAUAUUAUGAUGGAGGGAUGUUUGAGAUGAGAGGUCAACAAUCAACAUGAAAAGUAUUGUCCACUGAGUAAUGUUGGACCUGAUCAUAGUGCCAGGGUGGAAAUAUAAGAGGUGCUGUUCUUACAGAAUUUUUCAAGUGCUAAUUAAAUCAUUAGGAGUUGAAAUGGCUGACAGUUACAGUAGACAUUCUCAAAACAAAUCAACAAAAUAUCAAAAAGAUGCUAAUAUGAUGAAAUCCAAAUCUAGAAGAUCAAAAUAUUCCGAUCAGAAAUACCAUAAAGUGGAGUCCAAAACACCUCCAUUGCCCACAAGAAGCACUUCAACAUUAGAAGAUUUGAUAAAGAAAAGAGAAUCUCUCAAACAAGAACUAAAAAAAAUUGUAAAGCAUUCUGAUACUUCAACAAAUAAAGAUAGCAAAAAACGUAGGCAUUCCAAAGAAGACUAUGCUUAUGAAAUUAUUAGUAGUAAAAAGAGCUAUAAAGAAAAUGAGACUAAACCAAAUACAAAUUCUAAAAGAAAAUCUUAUCACGAAUCUUCACCUGAAGUAGAACAUGUGCAAGCAGACUCAGAAGAUGAAGAAACUAUUAUACAGCGGAGAAGACAGAUGCGAAAACAACUUUUAGAAAAACUGAAUGUUUCACAAGAUAAUAAAAACAGUGGGAACAGUGAACCUGACACUGAGGAAACUUGCUCUGAGGCUCAAACCAUCAAAAGUAUUACAGGCAAUGAAGUCACUCACAAUAUCUCUAAACAAGUAACAGACAUGUUUGCAGAAAAAGAUGACUUUGAGUCAAAUGCCACAUCUAAUAAUGUAACACAUAAUGACAACGAAUCUAAUUUAAAUUUAACUGAUAAUUGGGAUGAUACAGACGGGUACUAUGUUAUACGUAUUGGUGAUGUCAUCAACAAUAGAUAUACAAUUAAAAGCAUUUUGGGACAAGGAGUGUUUGCAAAUGUUGUUAGAGCUCAAGACAAUGAAGACGGUAAUGAUUAUGUGGCAAUCAAAAUUAUUAGAAAUAAUGAUCUAAUGUAUAGAACAAGUCUCAAAGAGAUAGCCAUACUAAAAGAAAUAAGACAAGCAGACCCUGACAACAAAUAUCACUGUGUUCAGUACUUUGGACAUUUCACACAUAAAGGCCAUCUUUGUCUGUUGCUUGAAUCCCUACACAUGGAUUUAAGAAGCGUUAUUAAGAAAUAUGGCAAACACCAUGGCAUCAACUUAAAAGCUUUAAUAAGUUAUAGCAGACAGUUACUGCUGGCAUUAAGACUACUCAAGAAACUUGGAAUUAUUCACGCUGAUAUCAAGCCUGAUAAUAUUUUAGUUAAUGAAAAGAAAAACAUCUUAAAGUUAUGUGAUUUUGGCUCAGCAACAAAGUGUGAUGAUAAUGAGCCCACCCCUUAUUUAGUUUCAAGGUUUUACAGAGCACCAGAAAUUAUUCUUGGUGUGCCAUACAAACAUGGUGUUGAUGUAUGGUCAGCAGCAUGCACUAUUUUUGAAAUGGCUACUGGGAAAAUUAUGUUCACAGGAAGUUCCAACAAUAAAAUGUUGAAGUGCUUUAUGGAUUUAAAAGGAAAAUUUUCCAGCAGACUUAUAAAAAAAGGUAAAUUCAAAGACCAACAUUUCAAUUACAAUAACAAUUUUCUUCUUCAUAAAAAAGAUGAAUUUACUGGCAGAGAAAAAGUUGUUGAAAUGUACAAUAUUCCUAUUACUAGAGAUAUACUUUUUGAGCUCAAGAAAUCUUAUAAGAAUGCAUUUGUGAAUGAAGAAAAAAAACUUAUACAACUAAAAGAGUUACUUGACAGAAUGACAAUGCUAGAUACUAGUCAAAGAAUAUCAGUGACUGAUUGCUUAAAGCAUCCUUUCAUUUUAGAAGACGUUGAGAAAGAUACCAUCAAAAAACAAUAAACCUGUUAUUUUGUUACAGUAAGAUAAAGUUUAAUAAAACAAUUUUUUCAAUAAAAGUAUUUACUUUAUUAACUUCUAAGAGACAAAACAACAAAAAUAUAUGCCAUCAACCAAAUAUCACUUAAGGUUUUCAUCAUAUAAUAUGGACUAUCACAAUUUAAAAAGAAAAUUGACUUGGUCAUCAAUGGUAUUAAACUGUUGUGUAGAAUUGACACGACCACUUCAGACCUGUAACUUCUGAGUACUCCUUACAAGCACAAAACUAUUGAGAGCAGAUACUUGACUUUCAAAUUGUUGUUGUAAAUAAAAAUAGGCUUAUGUAUACAGAAUUUGGUUUUAUUGAGUGCUUCUGUUUGAAAAUCCUCUAAACUAAUAAUUUUCAAAACUUAUAAAAUGUAUCUCAGGUGGGAAACAUUAUUUAUAUUGGUAACGAAAUUGGAGUAGGCAAAAAGAAAGUACUUAGAUAAUUAUGUAGUCAAAACUUCUUACAAUAGAUGAUACUAAACUGAAAUAAAAUUAUAAAUAUCAAUUGAUCACCACUUACGACAUAAUUAUAAAUACAAUAUAGCCUUCUUUAAACCUAUAUAAAACACAUUGCUUACAUUCCAAGUUUCGCCGUAUUAUAUCUCACUCUAUUUCAUCAAAAAAUAAAAAUAACAACAAAAGUAAGUAGACAUAAUGCAUCACAGUACAAAUAACACAUAAACAAACCAA
Messenger RNA from Helicoverpa armigera (cotton bollworm), 3418 nucleotides. Its product is annotated as serine/threonine-protein kinase PRP4 homolog. The transcript has 2 exons. Lineage: Eukaryota; Metazoa; Arthropoda; Insecta; Lepidoptera; Noctuidae. Bases 869 to 2704 code for a protein of 611 amino acids. Gene Ontology annotation, biological process: peptidyl-threonine phosphorylation; peptidyl-serine phosphorylation. The record is from RefSeq and is a predicted model, not a curated record. Gene Ontology annotation, molecular function: ATP binding; protein serine/threonine kinase activity.